Messenger RNA from Bombyx mandarina (wild silkworm), 2306 nucleotides. RefSeq lists its product as uncharacterized. The record is from RefSeq and is a predicted model, not a curated record. NCBI's taxonomy places the organism in Eukaryota, Metazoa, Arthropoda, Insecta, Lepidoptera, Bombycidae.
CAAAAAUGUGAAUAAUUUCUAAUUUUAACAAUAAAACCAAUAAGUCACUAUGGCAUUGUUCAUGAAACAGGAUUUCACUCCUCCGAUCCUGUCGAGAAGAUGGCUGGCUAUCAAAUUCAGACCGAACAUGCUGAUCUAUAGUCGCCAUCACGUGAUAGCCAUAUUAGAGAGUGGUUUGAUGUUUAGAGAGGACAGCGUUGAGGUGGAACAAGAGACCCCUUCGCCGGAGGAGGUGUGGGCGGUCGCUGGGGGCUCGAUGGGGGGAUGGCUCACUAGGGGCGAGGCAAUCAUCUCUGGAGGCCUAGUUACUGCUGCUCUGAUCGCUUUUCCGCCCAAAAGUUUCGACAGAAGAGCCCUCCUGAACGCGGGGACGUAUCUGGCCAUGCCGAUAUUGGUGCGGUCCGCGCACCGCUCCCGGUGCGGCGGCUCGCUGGGGGCGCUCGUCUCGAACAUGCGGGAGUACCUGUCGCUGGCGCGCAGAGCUGCGGCCUGUCUCAAGGAAUACAGGGCGCUGCACACGGAUACCGCCGGCGUCGCGUCCGUGCUGGAGUCGACGCACGCGCUGCUGUGCCGGCAGCAGGCGGGGGCGGCGGUGCUGAUGUCGCGCGCGUCCUCCUCGUUGCUAGGCAACGCGCCCUGGCUCCGCGGCGACCUCGCCUGGGACGCCGUUGCCUUCGGCGACACCGACAACCUGAUGAAAAUCCACCACGGCUUCCUGGUUGUGCAAUCGACGCUGCUAAAGCACAUAGCAUUGGCUCAUUUUCUCCCGUCGCAAUACGCACGGAAGAUAUACCGGAAUCACAACGAAAGACUGUAUUGGCUCCACAAUGUCUUGAUAAGGCAUUUAAAUGACGAAUUCGUGCAGAAUCGCGACUCAUUGGAGCGAAUGUAUCGAUUAUUGAAGAAUUCGGGGUGUCGAGAUAUCGAUAAUAAGAGAUUAGGGUCGGCCGUUGUCGAUAACUGGGCGUAUUCGGAGGUGCACACGGGCGUGGCCAGAACUUGUCUAGAACUAAAACUGGCCCUGAACAAAUGCAACAGUCUAGAUAUGUUCUUCGAUUCGUGCGCUUCGAACGAUCACAAUCUAGAUUUGGACGUUAUCGAUAAAGACUUAGAGUCGAUAAUCGAUGGGAUAACGAAAUGCUUGAGCACGAUGCAGAGUUCGCAGUUGCGCUUGAAGAAGUUGCGCGGGAAACUAGUCGAGGACGCGACGCGGCAAGAUGGCGUCGACGUUACCGAGACGUUGACGGUUUUGAAAAUCGAAGACCGCGCGCCGGUUGUGGAGGAUGAGGUUUUUUAUUACGUGAAAACGGACGAAGACGUCGUAGCCGUGCAGCCGGUCGCGGAUUUGACUACGGCUCCGGGUGAGAAGGAAAAGGAGGCGACUAAGAUCGUGCUCGGCGAGUUGAGGAGGAUAUUGGGGAAGAGAGAGAGCGUUAUGAGGGAGCGAGAGAGAAGAGCCCUCGUGAGAACGAUGCCCGAACUGAAAGACCUACCGGAAUUCCCGAGGCAGAUUAACUACGACGAUUACGUCAAAAGUAAAGGCUGCAUCGCUAAAUACAAGAGAAAAUCCAAAAGGAAAAAACUCUUCAAAACGUACAGCAUAUCUGUGAAUCGAAAUAAAAAUAUUAAAUACUUAAUGCUCCUUCGCAAAUAUGUUAACGAAGAUGACAUUGCCGAUGUUACAUACGAAGCGAACGCCAAAACGAAUUUCAAAAGUAAAUUGUUAACGUUUGAAUGGUUAAAAACAAAAGAUAACAGAAAAAAUAAAAUAUUAAUAAUUAUCAAAUGGUGUAAACUUACGAAAUGUUUGAACUUAAUCAAAAAUGUGGCUGCGACGAGCCGGGACGUCGCCGCUGAAAGCGAAAAUGAAAGCGUCAAUGACACUGACACUGACAGCUUCAAAGUAACGAAGAAGGAUUUGGAGAUGACGUCAUCGUCUGACAGCGAAUCGGAAAGCUUACUGCGCGACGUCAGAAAGAACAGGGUUGUCAGGCGGAAGAAUUACCCGAGAAUUAGGGGAAAUUACAACGGGUCCGACGAGAGUUGCCGGCCUAUAGAAUACAGCUUGGGCACGGGUCUAGCUAUGGCGUCCGUCCUGCAGAUCAACAGUAAUGCGAAGAUGCCGAGCAUGGCCCAAGAGGAGAUAUUUAUUGGAGACGGCGAAGUUUCAAACGACAGUGGCAAUGAUGAGGAAUCAUAGCGACCGGCUCACGGAAGUUUUUUUUUAUUGCUUAAAUGGCUGGACGAGCUCACAGCCCACCUGGUGUUAAGUGGUUACUGGAGCCCAUAGACAUUUACAACGCAAA